Messenger RNA from Jatropha curcas, 987 nucleotides. Its product is annotated as selenium binding protein. Lineage: Eukaryota; Viridiplantae; Streptophyta; Magnoliopsida; Malpighiales; Euphorbiaceae. Gene Ontology annotation, cellular component: Golgi apparatus. The record is from RefSeq and is a predicted model, not a curated record.
CACUGUCUGUCCCUAUUCUCUCACACGCACGAGCAUAGUUGCAUAACAUACGCGCAUAGGGAGAAGGCUGGAAAAAGGAUAAUCUGUACGGACAUCCCCCACUUUCCAUGGCGCCUAGGAAGCGAAAGGCCGGGGGAGAAGCUGAGCAGGCCGUGAAGCCCAUUGCGGUGACGUCGACGAGGGUGACUCGGAGCUCGAGUCGGCGAGCCAACUCGAACUCACCCGUACCACCAGCCGAGUUGCCCAAGGCGAAAAAGGGAAAAGCAGCUAAGAAGGAGAAGUCAAAGCCGGAAGAGAAAGAGGAGACAGAGACCGAGACCGAGACCGAGACCGAGACAAAGACAGAGAACGUAGAAGAGAAAGACAAGACUACUGCCGAUGGGACUGGGAAGACCAUCGUGAUUGAACACUGCAAACAAUGCAACUCAUUCAAGACAAGGGCUACGCAGGUGAAAACUGGUUUGGAGGAUGCUGUUCCUGGUAUCAAUGUGCUACUUAAUCCCGAGAAGCCUAGAAGAGGUUGCUUUGAAAUACGGAGGGAAGGUGGAGAGAAGUUCAUCAGUCUUCUGGACAUGAAACGACCAUUUAAACCAAUGAAGGAUCUUGAUAUGGAGGAAGUCAUCGCAGAUAUAAUUAGCAAGAUAAAAUGAUAAGCCAAUGUUUGUGGAUGUAUUUUGGUUGCAGAGCAGUGUUUUGUGAAGUUGGAAGUUAACCAAGCUAACAUGAUCCAGAAUUGGAAACGUCUUUUUUAACUCUUUUUUGUUGAUUUUCCUUUGAUGUUUGUAUUUGUUGUCUGGUGUAUUGUGUAGGUCAUUAUUCCUAUUAACAAAUCAUUUUGGAUAUUUUUUUGAUAAGCAUUAUGAUUAGCUAACGCAUGCAAAGCCCAUAAUGUUGUUAUUAAGUGCAGAAUGAUAUAUUUGUUUGUUUCCUAUUGUUAUUUGGUUUGCGAAACAGAUUUAUGAGAGAAGUGAUCAGGUUGUUCGUUCA